AUGAUGCAGGAAUCUGCAACAGAGACAAUAAGCAACAGUUCAAUGAAUCAAAAUGGAAUGAGCGCUCUAAGCAGCCAAUUAGAUGCUGGCAGCAGAGAUGGAAGAUCAAGUGGUGACACGAGCACUGAAGUAAGCACAGUAGAACUGCUGCAUCUGCAACAACAGCAGGCACUCCAAGCAGCAAGACAGCUGCUCUUACAGCAACAGACAAGUGGACUGAAAUCUCCUAAGGGCAGUGAUAAACAGAGACCACUGCAGGUGCCUGUGUCAGUGGCCAUGAUGACUCCCCAGGUGAUCACCCCUCAGCAAAUGCAGCAGAUUCUCCAACAGCAAGUUUUGUCUCCACAGCAACUUCAAGCACUUCUUCAACAGCAGCAAGCAGUUAUGUUACAGCAGCAACAACUACAAGAGUUUUACAAGAAACAGCAAGAGCAGUUACAUCUUCAGCUUUUGCAGCAGCAACAGCAGCAGCAGCAGCAACAACAACAACAGCAGCAGCAGCAACAACAACAACAGCAACAGCAGCAGCAGCAGCAGCAACAGCAACAACAGCAUCCAGGAAAGCAAGCAAAAGAGGUAAGAUCUGGGAAACAACAGCAGCAGUUGGCAGCCCAGCAGCUUGUCUUCCAGCAGCAGCUCCUCCAGAUGCAGCAACUCCAGCAGCAGCAACAUCUGCUGAAUCUUCAGCGUCAGGGACUCAUUUCCAUCCCACCUGGCCAGUCUGCUCUUCCUGUCCAGUCUCUGCCACAAGCUGGCUUAAGUCCUGCUGAGAUUCAGCAGUUAUGGAAAGAAGUGACUGGAGUUCACAGUAUGGAAGACAAUGGCAUUAAACAUGGAGGGCUAGACCUCUCUACUAACAAUUCCUCCUCUACUACCUCCUCCACCACUUCCAAAGCAUCACCACCAAUAACUCAUCAUUCCAUAGUGAAUGGACAGUCUUCAGUUCUAAAUGCAAGGCGAGACAGCUCGUCACACGAGGAGACUGGGGCCUCUCAUACUCUUUAUGGCCAUGGAGUUUGCAAAUGGCCUGGCUGUGAAAGCAUUUGUGAAGAUUUUGGACAGUUUUUAAAGCACCUUAACAAUGAACAUGCAUUGGAUGACAGAAGCACCGCUCAGUGUCGGGUGCAAAUGCAAGUGGUUCAGCAGUUAGAAAUACAGCUUUCUAAAGAACGUGAACGUCUUCAAGCAAUGAUGACCCACUUGCACAUGCGACCCUCGGAGCCCAAGCCAUCUCCAAAACCUCUAAAUCUGGUAUCCAGUGUCACCAUGUCAAAAAACAUGUUGGAGACAUCCCCACAGAGCUUACCUCAAACUCCCACUACACCGACAGCCCCAGUCACCCCGAUUACCCAGGGACCCUCUGUAAUCACCCCAGCCAGCGUACCCAACGUAGGAGCCAUUCGAAGACGACAUUCAGACAAAUACAACAUUCCCAUGUCAUCAGAAAUUGCCCCAAAUUAUGAAUUUUAUAAAAAUGCAGAUGUCAGACCUCCAUUUACUUAUGCAACUCUCAUAAGGCAGGCUAUCAUGGAAUCCUCUGACAGGCAGUUAACACUUAAUGAAAUUUACAGCUGGUUUACACGGACAUUUGCUUACUUCAGGCGUAAUGCAGCAACUUGGAAGAAUGCAGUGCGUCAUAAUCUUAGCCUGCACAAGUGUUUUGUUCGAGUAGAAAAUGUUAAAGGAGCAGUAUGGACAGUGGAUGAAGUAGAGUACCAGAAGCGAAGGUCACAAAAGAUAACAGGAAGCCCAACAUUAGUGAAAAACAUACCCACCAGCUUAGGCUACGGAGCAGCUCUUAAUGCAAGCUUGCAGGCUGCACUGGCAGAGAGUAGUUUACCUUUGCUUAGUAACCCAGGAUUGAUAAAUAACGCAUCCAGUGGCUUACUGCAGGCAGUCCAUGAAGAUCUCAAUGGUUCACUGGAUCACAUUGACAGUAAUGGAAAUAGCAGUCCGGGCUGCUCUCCUCAGCCUCACAUACAUUCAAUUCAUGUCAAGGAAGAACCAGUGAUUGCAGAGGAUGAAGACUGUCCAAUGUCUUUGGUGACAACAGCAAAUCACAGUCCAGAAUUGGAAGAUGAUAGAGAGAUUGAGGAAGAGCCUUUAUCUGAAGAUCUGGAAUGA
Molecule: messenger RNA, 2124 nt
Organism: Emys orbicularis (European pond turtle)
Lineage: Eukaryota; Metazoa; Chordata; Testudines; Emydidae
Gene: FOXP2
Product: forkhead box P2
Exons: 17
Coding region: 1-2124 (707 amino acids)
Biological process (GO): regulation of transcription by RNA polymerase II
Cellular component (GO): nucleus
Molecular function (GO): RNA polymerase II cis-regulatory region sequence-specific DNA binding; DNA-binding transcription repressor activity, RNA polymerase II-specific
Source: RefSeq, a predicted model, not a curated record